This is a messenger RNA of Nylanderia fulva, 771 nucleotides long. The record is from RefSeq and is a predicted model, not a curated record. Lineage: Eukaryota; Metazoa; Arthropoda; Insecta; Hymenoptera; Formicidae.
AUGGCUCAUUCGGAUCAGAUCUUAGCACUAAAAAGAAAGCGUACGUCAAUAAAGGCUGCGUGUACCCGAAUAAAAACAUACGCGGAUUCGGUGACUCAAUUGACGCCGGAAACGGUAGCAAAUUUAGAGGAAAGAAAAGAUAAAUUAGCUAGCUAUUGGAAGGAGUAUGACUGGCAAUCUGAGAUAGAGGCGAUCUGCGACGGUGAGGGAGGAGAUCGCGAGGCGUUUGAAGAAAUGUUUUUCGGAUUGACGGCAGCGUUGCGCUGCAAGAUUGCGGGAUAUAAUCGCGUGCCUUCCAAUAGCCGCUCCGCAGUGUCUACCCCGGUAUCCGUCGGCGAGUCGGGCACCUCUGCAUGCGGAGUACGAUUACCGAAAUUAUAUCUACCAAAAUUCGCGGGAAAAUACGAGGAUUGGUUUCCUUUUUAUGAAAUGUUUAACUCCAUAAUAAAUGAUAAUCCGUCCUUGAGCGGCUUCCAAAAAUUUCAAUAUUUGAGAGCAUCUAUGACAGGCGAGGCAGCAAUUAUAAUUCAAUCGCUGGAAUUGACUGAUUCAAAUUAUCAAGUAGCUUGGGAUUUAUUAAAACAGAGAUAUGAUAACAAACGCGCUAUAGUGCAUACGCAUCUACGCGCUCUGUUCGAGCUGCCAAAUAUCGCGAAAGAAAAUGCUGUUGAGCUGCGUAGGGUGGCGGACAAUGCCGCGAAACACAUACAAGCAUUGAAGGCACUGCAUUGCCCUACGGAGCAUUGGGACACGCUGCUUAUCAAUACUUAG